Gossypium arboreum is the source of this 3261-nucleotide messenger RNA. Its product is annotated as receptor-like protein 7. NCBI's taxonomy places the organism in Eukaryota, Viridiplantae, Streptophyta, Magnoliopsida, Malvales, Malvaceae. Gene Ontology annotation, molecular function: protein binding. The record is from RefSeq and is a predicted model, not a curated record. The coding region runs from base 1 to 3261 and encodes 1086 amino acids. The transcript is spliced from 2 exons.
AUGAACACUCUUCAUUCCCCUAUUUCACUCUUUCUCUUCUCAUGCUUCCUUCCUCUUCUCUUGUCUUUUUCACCUCCUCAAACUCAUCUCCCAACGCAAUGUCUUGAUGACCAGAGAUCUCCUCUCACGCAAUUGCAACAUCAUCUUUACUAUGCCCCUAAUUUUACUUUCUCUUCCAAAUUCGAGCUUUGGGAUCCCAACACUGAUUGUUGCUCUUGGGAAGGAGUUACUUGUGAUGCUUAUGGUCAUGUCAUUGGUCUUGAUCUUAGUUACAAAAACCUUUCAGGCAGCUUUCACUCCAUAUUCAAUCUCCAUCGUCUUCGGCGCCUUAAUCUUGCUGGAAACUACUUUAAUACCACUCUGUUUUCAUAUGGGUUUGACAAACUCCAAAAUCUAACCCAUCUCAAUCUUUCAAGCUCAUGUUUCCAUGGCCAAAUUCCAGUGGAAAUCUCAUACUUAACGAGGUUAGUCUCUCUUGACCUAUCGAAUCAAGAUUCUUGUUAUCUGCGAUACUACACCAUUAUCGACCCAUACAAUUUCAUGUACAACUAUUAUGAACUACAUCCUGAACUUCAACAGCCUCUUAAAUUAGAGAAACCAAACUUCAAGACAUUAAUCAAGAAUUUGAGGUUUCUCACAGAGCUUUGUUUGGAUAGUGUGGACAUUUCAACUCAAAGUGCUAAAUGGUGUGAAACCACAUCUCUUGUACUUUCCAACCUGCGUGUGUUGAGUCUAUCGUCCUGCGGUUUGAAAGGUCCAUUAUGUUCUUCACUCUCAAGACUCUCUUUUCUUUCCAAACUUAUCCUUGAUGGGAACCCAAUAUCUUAUUUACCUCCCAAUUUCUUGGUAAAUUCCUCUUGUUUGGUUUCUCUUAGUUUGAGUGAUUGCAAUUUGAAUGGGCAUUUUCCAACCGGAAUUCUCUUAUUGCCAAAAAUUCAAAGCAUUGACAUUUCAGGCAAUGACCAACUUAUGGGUCAGUUGCCAGAAUUUCCAGCAAACAAUGCUUUACAGAGUUUGUCGCUUUCUCAUACAAAUUUCAGUGGAAAACUACCCCACUCAAUUGGUAAUCUCAAGUUCCUGACAUAUUUAGAGCUUUCUUAUUGCAAUUUUUUUGGACCCAUUCCAUCGUCAAUUGCAAAUCUUAGUCAGCUGGUCAACCUAUAUCUAGGGGGGAACAAGCUUUCUGGAUCAAUACAUUAUUCUUUAUUCACUCUUCCAUCAUUGAAGACCCUGUAUCUUGGAGAAAAUCAAUUGGUUGGGAAAAUCGAUGACUUCCCCAAUGCAUUUUCUUCUUUUAUUGAAGAAUUAUAUAUAGGCAAUAAUUAUUUAAUAGGACCAAUCCCAAAGUCAGUCCUUCAACUUCCAUGGCUUGAAUGGCUUUAUAUUGAAGGCAAUAGCUUUAGUUUUAUGAAGCUUGACAUGUCUGUCCGACUGAAUAACUUGAGGGAUCUGAUGUUGUUCAACACAAGCUUGUUAAUUGAAAGCGACAACAGAAGUCUUACUUUUCCCCAAUUAGAGAGACUAAGCUUAAGGUCGUGCAACCUUACUGAAUUUCCAGAAUUCAUUAAAAGACAAGACAAGUUGGGUUCUCUAGAUCUUUCUAACAACCAUAUCCAUGGUUUUGUGCCCAACUGGUUGUGGAAGAGCAAUCUUUCAUUGGUAGACCUUUCUUUUAAUAUGAUUGAUUUUCCAAAACAGCUUCCCUUAAGUGAUGCAAACUUCUCUUUCCUAAUGUUAAAAGAAUUAUAUUUGGCCUCAUGUAACAUAGGUUCAUUUCCAGAGUUCAUCAAAACACAAGACAAGUUGGUUGACUUAGAUCUUUCUAACAAUCAUAUCCAUGGUGUUGUGCCUAAUUGGUUGUGGAAGAGCACUCUUUCAUGGGUAGACCUUUCUUUCAAUAUGAUUGAUUUUCCAAAACAGCUUCCCUUAAGUGAUGCUAACUUCUCUUUCCCAUUGUUGAAAACAUUAUAUUUGGCCUCAUGUAACAUAAGUUUAUUUCCAGAGUUCAUCAAAACACAAGACAAGUUGGUUGACUUAGAUCUUUCUAACAAUCAUAUCCAUGGCGUUGUGCCUAAUUGGUUGUGGAAGAGCAGCCUUUCAAGGGUAAACCUUUCUUUCAAUGUGAUUGAUUUUCCAAAACAGCUUCCCUUAAGUGAUUUAAACUUCUCUUUUUCAAUGUUGAGGGAAUUGUAUCUGGAUUCUUGUAACAUAAGCUCAUUUCCAGAGUUCUUAAAGAGUCAAGAAAAUUUAAAAUAUCUCAAACUCUCAAAUAAUAAAAUAAGUGGUGCAAUACCAAACUGGGUGUGGAAGAAAAAUUUGCGGUAUCUGUUUCUUGCUAACAACCAUCUCUCAUCUUUGGACCAACUUCUACCCAAUCAGAGUUCAACUUCUUUACAGGGCUCUUUCUAUUUCGAAGCAUCUUAUAACAAUUUGAGUGGCCCAAUUCCAAAUUGGUUAUGCAAUAUGAGUCAACUUAGCGCUUUCUAUGCAUCUUAUAACAAUUUCAAUGGCCCAAUUCCAAAUUGCUUGGACAAUAUGAGUCAACUUUACACUUUCGAUGCAUUUUAUAACAAUUUGAGUGGCCCAAUUCCAAAUUGCUUGGGCAAUAUGAGUGCUAUGAGUUGGUUGGGUUUGCAACGAAAUAACUUCAGUAGAAUGUUACCAAAAUUUUCAAAAACAACCCAACUGCAGUUUCUCAAAGUUAGUGAGAAUAGAUUGGUAGGGAAGUUGCCCAGAUCAUUAGCAAAAUGCACUCAACUUCUGGUUUUGGAUGUUGGAAGCAACAUGAUAAAUGAUACAUUCCCUUUUUGGUUUGGUAAAUUGCCUGCGCUGAAGUUUUUUGGUGAACUAUCCAUUGAUUUCCUUCAAGCCACUCGACUAAGGUCACUCAAAAUAGGUGGGAAUAAAUUGGAAGGGAAGCUGUCGAGAUCAUUAGCCAAUUGCACAGCACUUGAGGUUCUGGACCUUGGAAAUAAUAUGGUUCAUGAUACAUUCCCAUUUUGGUUAGAGAAGCUACCUUCCUUGAAGGUUCUUGUUUUGCAAGGAAACAGAUUCUAUGGCACAGUUUCAAAAAUCGACACGGAACUUGGGUUUCCAAAGCUACGCAUAUUGGAUAUUGGUUCCAAUCAUUUUUCAGGUGACUUGUGUUGGGAAGAAAACGAACAACCGAAACAAAGCGAAAGCAUAACCGGUGUUCUUUCUCUCCCUAUAACUCCUGUCAAAAUUUAUGGCAAGCACAAUAGCACAAAAUAUGUUCUCUAG